Messenger RNA from Gongylonema pulchrum, 1557 nucleotides. NCBI's taxonomy places the organism in Eukaryota, Metazoa, Nematoda, Chromadorea, Rhabditida, Gongylonematidae. The record is from the annotation of a GenBank genome assembly.
AUGGAUGCAGCACCGGGCCAUCAACUGAGCAAUCGCAUCGGCUCCUCUCCUGUCCUGCGAUUCCUCGUUGGCGACGAGCUGUGGACGCCGAACCACUGCGCUGUGUUCCUGCUCACGUUUACCAGCUACGCGCUGGUGCAUGCUUCUCGAAAAACGUUGAGUACGGUGAAGCCAUCUCUUAUAAGCGAGUGGACUGAUAACACUACAUACGUGGAGCCGCUGUUUGCUGAUAAGCAUUCGGCCGAAUCGUUUCUCGCCUUUCUGGAUGGCGCAUUUCUUGGCGCAUACGCUUUGGUUGGCGAUUUUCUCACAUGCCUUCGUCGAAAUGGAACACUUACCUCUCUGCGGGGACUUUACGUUGGUGGUACACUGGGUGACCGAUAUGAUCCAGCAAAAGUGCUUGCUGCUGGCAUGUGGACGUCUUCGGUCACUAUAUUCCUGUUCGGGACGCUCUCAAAAUGGUUGGCAUUGCGUUCACUGUCAUAUUAUACAGCAACCUGGAUAGCGUGCGGUUUGUUUCAGUCCGUUGCCUGGCCCACUGAGAUUGCUGUGAUGGGCAGCUGGUUUGGACAUAACAGUCGUGGUGCUGUUUUGGGACUUUGGUCAGCGUGUGCUUCGGUCGGAAAUAUUUUGGGAACGUUGGUCUCGUCGCAAACCGUGCAGAUGGGCUACGAAUACUCGUUCGCGGCCAACUCCGGCUCACUUUUCGUCGGCGGCAUUCUCAUCUUCUUCUGUCUCUCACCGUCACCACACCAGCACGAACGCGAUGCGGCAGACAUAUUUGAUGGAGCUUCCGGACAACGAAAAGCGAUAAGUUUUUGGCGGGCGUGGUUCCUGCCAGGCGUGAUUGCUUAUUCUCUGGCAUACGCGUGUCUCAAGCUAGUGAAUUAUUCAUUUUUUUUCUGGUUACCGUUCUAUCUUCAUGCCCACUAUGGUUGGAAAGAAUCUUUAGCCGACGAACUGUCAGCGUGGUACGAUCUCGGUGGCAUCGUCGCUGCUGUAGUUGCUGGAAUUGCAUCGGAUCGCUUUUCAUCGCGCACACCCAUUUUGGUCUCCAUGCUUGUAAUGUCUAUGGGCGCGUUGUUCUUUUAUGCAAAUUCGCCUAACAGCGUUUUGGUCAAUUCUUUGCUGAUGGCAUUGACGGGUUUCUUUGUUGGUGGUCCAGCGAAUCUCAUAUCGUCUGCUGUUUCUGCUGAUCUCGGAAAAGCAGAAGUAAUCAGAGGGUCGGCAGAGGCGUUAAGCACAGUUACGGGCAUUAUAGACGGCACUGGUAGUGUUGGUGCCGGUAUUGGCCAACUUCUCAUUCCAAAAAUCGAAGCACGUUUUGGCUGGAUUGCUGUUUUUUACGGCUUCAUUGCUAUGAUGUUCAGCACAAUCUUGUGUUUGGUGCCGUUGCUGUGGAGGGAGAUGAAUGAAAGAGCUCGCUAUGUGCGUCUGCGUCCCGAAGUUGUCGAAGGUGAUGUUACGCCUUCUAGUUCGGAUAGUUCGUCAAAUUCCGAAACAGGCAAUCCGCAUUUACCAGUUAGGAUCAGGCAUCGUAAUCCACCUGAGGAUUAA